CACUCUCUCAUUUCUCAGAUGACAACAAACGGAGAAGAGCCGGAGUCUGAGCUAAGAUAGAAUACAAGCUAGAAACUAAAGUUAAACUCAGCCUUUCGCCUUUGGUUAAAGUGCCAAAACAACGGUGCGCAAUUACGCACAGAAAAACAAUGAGUGCCACAACAGCAAUGGAAGUGAACAUCGAAGCCAGGCGGAUCCUGGCCGUGUCUAUAAGCAAGCUGUACGCCUCCAGGACCCAGAGAGGAGGACUGAGACUUCACCGGAGCCUCCUACUCUCCCUGGUCAUGAGGUCUGCCCGGGACAUCUAUCACUCUUCCCGGGAGAGCGAGGUCCUGAGCGGGGCGCAGUCAGCUCCGGAGGAGCCGAUGGACACCAGCUCCAGCCCAGGGGAACAAACCCGGCUACCAGAGCCUCAGCCAGAACCCCAGCCGGUACUUAACUCAACCGAAACGGCUCCAGAGGAGCCUGACAACACGGAGGACGGGUGUGAUAGCGAAAUCAUAGAGGACAAAGAGAACUUAAGCCCUGCCAAGCAGUCCAGGAAACGCCGAGGGAAGGCGUCGGCGGCGCCUGACUUCCUCCCGAGUAAGAGGGCGAGGCUGGAGCCCGGGGAAGAGAGGUAUGAGGUCCCACUCGGCAGCUGUCGCGCCGGGGAGUCCCUGACCACUUUGUCUCUAAAUCGGGUUAUACCUGCCUUCUGAACAGAUGGAGGGAGAAAUUAGCCUCCUAUGGGGACUUUAGAGCGGAGUGAUUCUCUACUCCUCGUUAACCUAUAAGGGCGCUGUGAUCCCUUUGCGCACCGCGGAGCUGACCUACAUCAGCAGUCCCGGGACAGUGGGAUUACCGGGGCACUGGUCCGAGCUCUCCGGUCAAUCACAGUGUGCCUGCCGGGCUUGUAAAGCCCCCACAGAUAACAACAAAGCACACAAGGAGAAGAAGCGGGCCGGCAAGAGAGACGGCGGAAAGUUUGAGGAAGAACCCGAAGGGGAACUGGUUGUGUUGCUUUUUGUUUCCUGGUGAUUCACCUUCAGUUUAAUGAGUCCAAACAAGUGACUGCCGCUGACUCAAAGUGUGUGUAUGUGUGAAUCAGCAGAAAGAGACUUGAGUCAGACAGAGAAGAAGUGAAGUGGUUAACAGUUGACCAUAAACCAGUACACACACACAUACACACAAAACCGGGCAUUCAGGGAUUUCCCGGCCUUUACACCCGGAUAUCACACUGAAACACUGUUAAAAGGAAGGACAAUUGAGGCAGACACACUGCUGCGCAUACAUUUACAUGCACGUUCAGCUGCUGCUGCUGUGGACUUUGAUAAAUCGAUACUACUGCUUGGGGGACUGUCCUACAUACUGUGUUCACAUGGCUGUCCACGUGGGGUUGGAAGCCCAUUAAUUUAAACUGUGUGUGUUUUAAUGUCAUUGAAACCACCUUGUUCAUGUCUCGUCUGUGAAAUGAUGUUACCUCACAUUCAAAGCUGCUCUUUAAUUCAUGUGACUGAAUUAAUGUUGUAAAUGUUUCUAAUAAACAUGUAGAAAGGUUAA
Maylandia zebra (zebra mbuna) is the source of this 1542-nucleotide messenger RNA. RefSeq names its product immediate early response 2b (gene ier2b). NCBI's taxonomy places the organism in Eukaryota, Metazoa, Chordata, Actinopteri, Cichliformes, Cichlidae. The record is from RefSeq and is a predicted model, not a curated record.